Cooperia oncophora is the source of this 282-nucleotide messenger RNA. The record is from the annotation of a GenBank genome assembly. NCBI's taxonomy places the organism in Eukaryota, Metazoa, Nematoda, Chromadorea, Rhabditida, Trichostrongylidae.
AUGAAGAAACUAGACGACGAUGGAAUUCAUCUGAACAUCCAGCUGAUUUAUGCACCUAUGACACCCACAACGAUCAAGAUUAUGGAAAUUAUAAAGGAUCGCUACACAACAACUAUACCAAAUCCACUGCUCUUUGAAGAUGAAAAUGAAGAAAUUGUUUUGCCUUCGUACUUUCAAGCGAAUAUGUCGGUCAAUGGAUUCAAAACCGAAGAUGACAUGGUGGAGUAUGCGAAGGCAUCGUUCAUGAAUCAGUGUGGUAAUCCUCUACUAGGUAAGUGUUAG